CUCAGAUCCUGGUGCCAAGGUGAAGUGGUGAUAUAAAGAGGCCAAGAAGGGGAAUAGCUGCCUGCACUACUUUCUGGACAAAAUGAACCUUGCCCUUCUCCUUGUGGCAUUGGUGGGCACAAUUGGUGCAGCUAAUGCUGCAGUCCCCCGGAACUUAUGGCAAUUCCGCAACAUGAUCAAAUGCACCAUCCCAACCAGUGACCCACUGAUGGAUUACAACAACUACGGAUGCUAUUGUGGCUUAGGAGGCAGUGGGACACCAGUGGAUGACCUAGACAAAUGCUGUGCGAUUCAUGACCACUGCUAUUCCGAAGCCAAGAAACACCCCAAGUGUAAAUUCAUUCUGGACAACCCCUACACGGAGAUGUAUUCCUAUAGCUGCUCUGGCAGUGAUAUAACUUGCAGUGAAAAGAAUAACGAAUGCGAGUCGUUUAUCUGUAAUUGUGAUCGCAGUGCUGCCAUCUGUUUCUCAAAGGCUCCGUACAACAAGGACUACAAGAAUUUGAACACUAGCGAAUUCUGCCGCUGAAGCUUGGACUGCCUCACCAAUGCAGACCUUUGUGUCCACUCCUGACCAGGGUGUCACAAGCACUUUUGUAGGCAGCAGGAAAGUAGGAGAGUGAAAAAAGAGAGUUUUUUAAGUAAAUUGCACACCUGUGUAAUAAAGUAAUAAAACGUAGCAUCGAAAGCUG
This is a messenger RNA of Sphaerodactylus townsendi, 692 nucleotides long. RefSeq names its product phospholipase A2 group IB (gene PLA2G1B). Gene Ontology annotation, molecular function: phospholipid binding; calcium ion binding; signaling receptor binding. Gene Ontology annotation, biological process: phospholipid metabolic process; fatty acid biosynthetic process; positive regulation of fibroblast proliferation. The transcript is spliced from 4 exons. The record is from RefSeq and is a predicted model, not a curated record. NCBI's taxonomy places the organism in Eukaryota, Metazoa, Chordata, Lepidosauria, Squamata, Sphaerodactylidae. The coding region runs from base 83 to 529 and encodes 148 amino acids.